This is a messenger RNA of Haliotis rufescens (red abalone), 5941 nucleotides long. Its product is annotated as synaptosomal-associated protein 25-like. Gene Ontology annotation, cellular component: SNARE complex; plasma membrane. The record is from RefSeq and is a predicted model, not a curated record. Gene Ontology annotation, molecular function: syntaxin binding; SNAP receptor activity. The transcript has 7 exons. Gene Ontology annotation, biological process: synaptic vesicle fusion to presynaptic active zone membrane; synaptic vesicle priming; exocytosis. The coding region runs from base 1055 to 1726 and encodes 223 amino acids. Lineage: Eukaryota; Metazoa; Mollusca; Gastropoda; Lepetellida; Haliotidae.
ACUGUGAAUGGACGUGAGCGAUACAGGCUGAAGAGUCACGUUGCUGUCUGCUCGUUCAGUCAUUGGACUGCUUCUGCAUGGUCACUAUUGGUGUUUAUUUAUUGUGAGUGGGAGGAUACAUACAUGAAUUAGGAGGUGAGGUAACUAGCAGGAUAUCUAAUCUACUUCUACCUCAAGAAGAAGUUAUCGUGAGUGGAUACUUACAUAGACCAGGUGGAAUACUCCCAUACUUGAUGUUCAAACUCUCCUCUGCGAAGAAUUGAUUUUUAUGGCAUCUCUUGUAGUCUUGGUAUUUCAUUGUCUGCAAGAGGUGAGAAGUAAGGGCUAGUGCUCAAUACAACUGGAGCCAGUCGCAGAAUCCCUUUGACUACAGUUGAAGGACCCGGUUUAGAUAUCCAGCCUUCAACAAUUGCCACUAAACCCAUUGACAGGAAGAGCUCUGUCAGGAGUUAAGACUUGAGUUGAACAUUCUCCCAUAACCUUUCCAUUAGCUUUAUCCGUGAUCACUUGUGUGGCUAAGAUAGAUGUCCAUCUGCCAGCCUGUUUCUGUAACAGACACAGCUGGAGCAAGCAGCAUUCAAGGAUUACCAUCAACAAGUUAGUCAGGCUCUGAGCAAGACCGAAGGUGUCUUGGUGCUCCAUGAUAGUGAAUACAAGCUUGUGUUGCCAGUUUAAUCCAUCGGUACACACAAUCAUCGUGUGUUGGCAUCUCCCUUCCAAGACAUUGUGUGGAAUAGCACAGUGCUAUAAUCACAUAUCAACAUCCCAUGUCAGCUGAAGUCCAAUGUGAUCAGGAAUAGAAAUGUGUAGAAAUCCAUCUGUGUAAAGGAAAUAAGCACAUAAACUCGCCAAUUAGUAUUUUAAAGGAAGAGGAUAUACGGGGUCUUCCCAGUAGCAGUAUCAACAGUCCACUGGCAGUGAGUGAAAUUACCCAAGAGGUGUGUAGUGUAGCACGUGGUCGUGCUUCACCUGUGGUUGGAUUAGGAAUCCCACCACUGCUGCAUCGUCGGGAGUACCUGAAGCAGGCGUUGGUUGUGUCCCCAGCAUCUGCUAGAUGAGCCAUGCUAAUGAACAUGCUAAUGGGGGUAAACCUGCGGGUGAGGAAGUGGAGGACCCUGACCCGGAGCGCAGUCAGCUGAUGACGGCCAUCGAAGAUCAAACAAAUGAAUCGCUGGAAAGUACGAGGCGUAUGCUUCAGAUGUGCGAGGAGAGCAAGGAUGCUGGCAUCAAGACAUUGGUCAUGUUGGAUGAACAGGGAGAGCAACUUGAUCGUGUUGAGGAGGGCAUGGACCAGAUCAACCAGGACAUGAGGGAUGCAGAGAAGAACCUGGAGGGCCUGGAGAAAUGCUGUGGACUCUGUGUGCUGCCUUGGAAGAAAGCAAAGAACUUUGAGAAGGGUUCUGACUACAACAAGACAUGGAAGGCAUCUGAGGAUGGCCCCACCAACACAAACGGCCCGAGGCUCAUUGUGGACUCUGGUGGUUCAGGACCUACAGGAGGCUACAUCACAAAGAUCACAAACGAUGCUCGUGAAGAUGAGAUGGAACAGAAUGUGAGCGAGGUCAGCGGAAUGAUUGGCAACCUCCGUAACAUGGCUAUUGACAUGGGUAGUGAGAUCGACUCACAGAACAGACAGGUUGAUCGCAUCAAUCAGAAGGCUACAUCUAAUGAGAUUCGCAUCACUGAAGCUAAUAAGAGAGCUACAAAGCUCCUUAAAGAGGCUUAGGUCUCAAAAAGUGUAACUGGCCAGUCGAGUGUGGUUUCAAAUCUUACAUUUGUUCUCAUCUUUGUUUUUCUUCUUCAGUUUGGAGUCCAUUAGUGCAAAUUUCUUUUUCUACAAUAUAUGAACCACACUUACCAUCUAGAGAAUCAUUUGGCUGAAACUGUUUGCAAAAACACAUUUCAUAACCAUGGGAUGAGCUUUUCAUCACCCUCAUUUUUGAAGAGAAACAUAUUUGCUUGAAACUAGCCAAGACAAUAUGUUAGGAUUGUAUGUGGUAAGAUUUGAUCUUAGGAAGUAGGAAGUAGGAAGUAAUUCAUGUUAGCAUUAUAAUCAUAAUGAUUCAUUAGGAUUGUUUUUCUUGAUGGACAUUGAUGUCAACUUUGUAUAGAAAUAUAAUGUAUUUCUCUUCUGCUGGUAAUGCUAUGUUUUAAGCAUAAUAAUGUUGCUAAUAGAGUAAAGAAAUGUAGUCAAAUCAUUGUUGAUUAGCUGAGACUUCAUCAUUAGCUCUUAAGGCAUUAGUUUAAUGAUCAAAUUAUGCCAUGUUCAUUCUAAUUUAGCUGUGUUAAGGAUGAACAUAUUGAUGGUAUUUUGUAGUAGGUAUUUAUUUGUCUUGGCUAGAAUCUCAUUACUAUGCAUGACUUGGUGUAGUGGAAUUAUAUUUCCUUUAUAAACCAACACCAGUUGAGGUCACUUUUCUUGUAAAUCAAUUCAAAUCUUUCAAUGCUGCUUCAGUGUGCCUGUUCAGUUUUGAAAUGAAAAAAUGAUGGAAUGGUUUGGUUUUGAAAGGGAAAUAUGGUUGUAUUGUUUUGUAGUAAUUUAGUAAGGAAUGCUCACUCUCUGUUGAUUUGUGAUUUUUCUGGGUCUUCUUUUCUCUUGAUCACUAUCGUUUGUUUUAUGUUUUGUUGUCUGUUCUCAGUUUCUUUUGUGUUUUCUUCAUUUUCAACACUUUAGGCAGGGUCGUUGAAUGUCCGAGUUGAUAACGCCAAUGACCGAGCAACAAAAAUACUCCGACAUCAGUGAUGGGUCCAUGUCUCUCACCUGCUCAACGGGCUGCCGUCAACUGGUCAGAGAUUCUGCGUUCUGCAAGCAGAUUCUCUACUGUAUCUCGACCUUCAAGUGCUAAAGGGAGAAACUCCAAGAACAGUCAAGAUUAUAGAUGUGGUGAAAAUUGGUUCUCCAGUGGUUUCUUGUGAAUAACAUUCUUGUUUCUUUUAUGUUCAUUUGUCGAUCAAGGAAUAUUCAAUCAAAAUUAAGCAGUUUGGAUGAUUUACUGACACCUGUGUACAUGGCAUGUGAUGAAAUUGUGUAUAGGAUAUAUGGAACUGGUCACAAAGUCAUGUUUAGGAUGAAAUAUGAACAUUUUAAGACUAUUUAUAGUUUAACGGUCAUUAAAUAUUGUAAAUAAUAUGACAUCAACAAUUGAUUUUCUUUUAACUACAAAAUUAUGUAUAUAGUUUUUUAUGAAAUGCAGGCCAGAUUUUCAUAAUUCAGUCAUCUGUCAUCAGUGGGAAUAAGGGGUAAAGGAAGUCAGGGCAAAAGAGCCAAAAUCAUAAACGAAAAAGACAUCUUGAUGGUCAAAGACCUUCUUCCUUUGUUUCAAAUCCCAUAUUAAUUGUCAUAUAUGGAAAUCUGUCAUUGCUCUUGGACUUUCCUUAAUUAUUGCUACUUCUUAAUCAAUUUGUUGUUAUUUUCUUCCGUACCAAAAAAUGUACCAACAAAGUCUUUACCUGGCAAGUAUAUGCCAAUAAUGUAUUAUAUCUCUCAUCAUUUUAUUUUGAGCAUUUGAGCAAACUGGCUUUUACAAAUUAUUAGUCAAUAUAUAUGUGAUUUAAACAUGCACCUUGCCCCUUCAGUUUGCAACUUUUAAGGGAUUUAGUGAUCUAAGGGAAAUAACUCUACAUUCCAAUACUUAAUAUAUUAUCUCAGUGUGGCCACAAAGGUUUGAUGUCAGCAUGCAUGGAGUAAAGUACUGAUGUGAAUGUUGUUUCUGCAUGCCGUUAACAUCUCUCUUGUAUGGAAACCUUCAUGUGUCCUUUCUGGAUUCAGAUAAAAAUAACUUUCUUGUGAAAGAUUUAAUAUAAAAUUUCUGUAUAUAAUUCUCUCUGCUUUAGAUGUCUAUAUGUUAUGGGACAUUGGCAUCAGAACCUCUGUCCAUUACUUCUAGUCAAGAAAAAAAUGAAAUAUCAGUAGAUUUUCCUGUGCAGGUGAAACAACAGUUGGAGCAUCAAUUUUGAUCAGCUUUGUGCAAUGUGUUGAGGUUUAAGCUUAUGUGGAAGGUAAGAAUGGGAAUUAAGGACCACUAACAUAUAAAUAGCACAUUGAUUCCAUAGAAAUAGCAAAGUAAUGUAGAUAACAUGUUGACAUGUCCAUGCCUAAUAACUAAUGUUUUAUUUUGGUUGAUGGUGGUGAAUCACCAAGGUGACGUAUGACGGACCAGCGUUUAUGCCGAAUAUUUGCACAUUAUUAUCAAGUAAUGUUUUGUUUCAUCGAAUCUAUUUCAAUACAUUAUUUAUCUUCAGUGUAAAUUUUAAUGUACCAGUAUGGACAAAAACUACAGCAAAAAAGUCUUGCACUUAAACUGUAUGUUGCUUUGAGAAAAAUGUGUUUUUAUGCUGUCAGUGACGAAUUUGGCUCAAUUCUACUUGUAACAAUUACUGCUGAUAGUUUAUGGCUUAAAUAACAAGUAAAGCAGUUUGAAUAGAUUUUGAUACUUUUGAACAUUUUAAAUAUUGUACAAUUGAUAUUGGAAUUAAAAUUCUGGAGUUGAAAAUGAGAUAUGACACAGUUGUUAGAUAUCUUCCCCAAUAAUAUGCAUGUGGUUGAGUUUAUUGAAGUAUUAUAAACAUGCAAAUCAUAUGUCUGUACUAUGGAAUUUUGUGAUUGUUGGUUGCAAACAUUGAUUUGAUGAUGAGGGACAACCAUGAGAUUUGUUACAGUGACUUUGUGAAAUUUUGGAGAGAUUUUGAAGUUUAAAUUACCAAUAAUAUAAUGAGUAUCUCAUGUAAACAACGGUAUUGCAGAACAUAAACAUUCUGAUAUAUUCUCUCGAACAUUUCACUUAGUGGAAUAAAUGAACUGUAUGAAAUUACUGAUAUGUGCUCUUUCUUUGUGUUACACAUCCUAUACAUAUUAUAAAUAGAGAAUCAUUUUCAGAAUCAUUCAUUACAGUUGUUAAGCUUUGUCCGGUAUGUAUGUCACAAUCAUGUUGAUAUUAAAAUUGUCCUGUAGACAUAGUGUAGAGGUUUCUGUGUCAGUUUCUUUCUCUCAGUGUCAACAACUUCUUCCAUGUGAUAUGCAGUUCAUUUGUCAUCAUCAGGCUGGAAAUAUAGAACUGACACAUGUCAGACAUCAUACGCUUCUAGUAUGUCUACCAAACUCUCACUCUGAACAUGGUGGUCAGGUUCUGUAGACAGUGAAGUAUUCCUGUCUUUUAUGACAAUUAUGUAUUUAAUAGUCUUACCUUGAUGAUUUGUGUAUUAUGUUAUUAAUGUUGGAAGGGAUGAAAGAGGCUUAGAGAUCAAAAUUGUUGUGCAGAGUUGCGUCCCUAAGCAUUGACAGGAUCUGACAUUCCCGUUUCACACUUGUUAUGAUUCUUUGUCUGUCUGCAUGCAUUCAUGCUUGUUUGUAGCAUUAAAGGGUAAAUGUCUGACCUGCAACGCCUUGUGACUUCCUCCCACUGAGUGGUGACAAACUUUUCUGUGUUUCUGUCCAAUCAGCAUGACAGCAGUCUUGGUGAAGUUGCAGAGCUGAUGGUUUGUUGUGUUCAGUGUGUUGUCUGAAUCUUCACUGCUGAAUUACAUGAACUGCAGUGAUGUGCAAUCACUCACCAAAUUGCUUGUAACAAUAACAUAAUUGAGCCAAGCUGAUCUGCAAUGUUUUCUGUAAUGUUACAAUGCAGACAGCUAUUAAUUAGCAAAUCCAUGCCAAAUUUCAUUGAUCCAUCAGCCGGACUUCUAUAAUACUUUUUUGUGUGGUCUUUAUCACACCUUUAUUUGUUUGUUAUUUACUGGUAUAUCACGAGGUUUACAUUCUUUGUCUCUUGGUACUGUGAUGACAAUUUUUACAAAGACAAUUUACUGAAUCUAACCUGACAGCAAGACUUGAUGGAACUGCCAUGUUCAGUGUGAGAUUUGGGAUGGACUAGACAGUAACUUCUCAGAUUGCUUAACAUCUUUAUUCAUUUUCACUGUUAAAGAUUAAAUACUUUCACAUCUUCAA